GAGUAAGUGAACUUGAAGACAAGAACCAACGACUUGAGAACUGUCAGCGGUAGGAAGACUUAGCCUAACUUCACCCACAGUGGAAACAACUUCAGCAUCCAGAAUGAAUGUCUCACAGCUGAUGGUCUGUGGACUAUUGAUGACCUUGCUUUCAUUCAGCAUAGAGGCAAAUCCUUUGAUCCCGACAGAGCAAAAGUCUCUUAGAAGCUUGCUCGGAGAGGAGCUCUCUGAAUACCUGGCGUCCGGGGAACGCGAAAGGAGCUUGGAGAGCGCGAAGUCACGCCUGCUGAGGGAGCUGCGUCUGGGCAUUCGCUCCAAGGCCAUGUUGUCCCGCUUCAUGAACGACCAGCCCGGCUCGCGGAAACAGAAGCCCGGUGUGAAGAAGGGAGCGGCCCCGCCCGCCCGGGGUGGCUGCUUCGGGCACAAGCUGGACAGAAUAAGCACUCUAAGCGGGAUGGGCUGUUAGGCGCACACUAGCACCGCAUAUCGAACAUUUAGAGGAUGAUGGGAUUGCUGUCACUGGUCUUCAUCUGAGGAAGAGUACCAUCUUUAUUCAAGAAACCAAUUUUCAGUAGGAGGAGCCACAUCAUCGCAGUUAUGGAGGACCGAAAUGUACAUAAAAGAGAGCAGGCAUUAUGUGACAGACGACAGCAGUGUAGGGACUAGAAUAUUAAAGAGAACACAUUACAUCACAUUACAUGACAACAGCAUUAUUGCU
This is a messenger RNA of Megalops cyprinoides (Indo-Pacific tarpon), 718 nucleotides long. RefSeq names its product C-type natriuretic peptide 4-like. Gene Ontology annotation, molecular function: hormone receptor binding; hormone activity. Bases 104 to 466 code for a protein of 120 amino acids. The transcript is spliced from 3 exons. Gene Ontology annotation, cellular component: extracellular region. Gene Ontology annotation, biological process: cGMP biosynthetic process; receptor guanylyl cyclase signaling pathway. NCBI's taxonomy places the organism in Eukaryota, Metazoa, Chordata, Actinopteri, Elopiformes, Megalopidae. The record is from RefSeq and is a predicted model, not a curated record.